AAAAGACAACAAAUCAAGAUGCUCUUCUUCAUCUUUAUCCCUUCUUCAUCUUCAAAGAGACAAAUUGAGUUUUGUAAUCACUCUCUCUCUCUCACACACACACACUAGAACAGAUUGGAAGAAGAAGAUGAUGAUGAGUAAUUUCCAUGAUCAAUAUUUAGGUUAUAACAUUAAGAAACAUCAUGAAUUAGAUCGUGUCGUGGAAGGAGUAGUAAUACUAGAAAAAGAACACAUGUUCGACAAAGUGGUAACUCCAAGCGAUGUCGGAAAACUCAACCGUCUUGUCAUUCCUAAACAGUACGCCCAAAGGUACUUCCCGUACGACACGGCGGCGAACGAGAAAGGGCUCUUGUUAAACUUCGAAGACUGCACCGGUAAGCUAUGGAGGUUUCGAUACUCCUAUUGGAAUAGCAGCCAGAGCUAUGUCAUCACAAAAGGUUGGAGUCGCUUUGUUAAGGAUACCAACCUCCAUGCCGGAGACAUCGUUUCCUUCCAACGAGGUUUCGGUGUUCACGGCAAUAACCGUCUCUUCAUCGACUGUCGUACCCACCGUCCGAUGUUGCCGGAAAUCCUUUAUCCACCUCCCCCUCCUCCUCCUCCCGCCGCCACAUGGGUUCCUUAUAAUAAUUACAAUUAUGGUACAAAUUAUGUUUAUUUGGCUCAUCCUCAAAUUUACAAACCGCCGCCAAUUGGUAGUGUGAACAUAAAUCCGUCGACGGCGGCAAUCGGAGUGAGAUCGGAGGAGGGAAAGCCGGUGGCGAAAAGGCUGAGGUUAUUUGGGGUGAAUAUGGAAUGCACAAUUGAAGAAGAAUCUGCAGAUCAAACCUCCAUUACUUCAUCUUCUUCAUCUUCAUCUUCUUCGGUUCUUGGUCAAGAGAAAACAUUGUCUUUCUUCCACAUGGGUAUAUGAUCAAGUACUUCAAAUCCAAUCUCUGAUCUAAGUUUAGUUUACUUUACUUUGUGAUCUUUAUCUUUUUCUUAUUUGUUUUAACUAUCUAGCUAGCUAGCUAGGGUUUAUUAAUCUCUUGAACAAUUUACAACAUAAUGAAUCACAUGCAU
Messenger RNA from Impatiens glandulifera, 1059 nucleotides. RefSeq names its product putative B3 domain-containing protein Os10g0537100. Gene Ontology annotation, molecular function: DNA binding; DNA-binding transcription factor activity. Lineage: Eukaryota; Viridiplantae; Streptophyta; Magnoliopsida; Ericales; Balsaminaceae. The record is from RefSeq and is a predicted model, not a curated record. The transcript has a single exon. Bases 128 to 910 code for a protein of 260 amino acids.